AUGAGGCAGGACGAAUAUGCUGGGCAGCUUGUUGGAUUUGGCGCUAGAGAUACGGAAGGGUCUGCCGGUAUGACAGAGUUCCAGGUUGGUCAACAAUUUAAGGAUAAAGAUGAGGCGCUGUUGAGUGUGAAGACGUACAGCAUCCGCCGAGGGGUACAGUACAAGGUAGUUGAGUCUGACUAUCGCAGGUACGUGGGAAAGUGUUCUGAGUUUGGGAAUGGGUGCACAUGGUUGAUUCGGUUGAGUCUCCGGCAACGCAAAGGCAUCUGGGAAGUCAAGCGGUACAACGGACCGCAUACCUGUCUCGCCACCUCCAUCUCCAGCGACCAUAGGAGUUUGGACUACCAUGUGAUAGCGACAUUCAUUAUGCCAAUGGUUAGGGCUGACGCAUCCUUCAACAUCAAGGUGCUUCUAAAUGUCACGGCUGCACACUUUGGCUUCAGGCCUACAUAUAGGAGGAUGUGGAUGGCGAAGCAGAAGGCGGUUGCAAUCAUCUAUGGGGACUGGGAUGAGUCGUACAAUGAGCUCCCUCGAUGGGUGUUAGGAGUUCAGUUGACGAUGCCUGGUACUGUAGCAGUCCUCAGGACUUGCCCUGUUCAAGUUGGGGGACAGGUGGAUGAGUCUCAAGCUUAUUUUCAUAGGAUGUUCUGGACUUUUCCCCCUUGUAUCGAGGACGGGAAUUCCAACAUACUCCCUGUGGCAUUCGCACUAGUUGAGGGUGAGAAUGCUGAGUCAUGGUCCUUCUUUCUCUCCCACCUCCGUCAGCACGUGACACCUCAGCCAGGUCUGUUAGUUAUUUCAGAUAGGCAUAACGGCAUCAAGGCAGCACUCGAGGCACCCGAUGGGGGAUGGCUACCUCCGGCUGCAUACCGGGCAUUCUGCAUUCGACACGUUGCAGCUAAUUUUGCCCUCACCUUCAAGGGCAAAGAUGCCUGGAGGCUUCUUGUGAACGCGGCAUAUGCGAAGACCGAGGUGGAGUUCGACUACUGGUUUGACAUUCUGCGGUCUGAGAAUCCGGCAAUGUGUGACUGGGCGAACCGAAUCGAGUAUUCGUUGUGGACACAGUACUGUGAUGAGGGUCGGAGAUUCAGGCACAUGACGACCAAUAUAUCUGAGUGUGUGAAUUCAAUCCUGAAGGGGGUAAGGAACCUCCCUGUGUGCUCGCUGGUGAAGGCCACAUACGGAAGGCUUGCGGAACUAUUUGUCCGUAAGGGGAGGGAGGCCCAGGCUCAGAUGGGUACCGGACAACAAUUCAGUCAAUACCUGGUAAAGUGUAUCGAGGCAAACCUGAAGACGGCCAGGUGCUUCACGGUGACUGUUUAUGACAGGGAUAACUCGGAGUACACUGUAGCUGAAACGACUCUGACAAGUUCGUUCUCACUUGGUACCUACAGGGUCUCACUAGGGUCUCAGACUUAUGAUUGUGGAUACUUCCAAGCGCUUCAUUUCCCGUGUCCUCACGCACUUGCAUGCUGUGCUUAUUCACGUCUAACUUGGCAGCCUUACGUCCACGAAGUCUAUCGCCUGAGUUCUGUUUUCGGUGUCUAUCAGAUGGGAUUCACACCUCCCAUUCAGGAGGGUUUCUGGCCACCAUAUGUCGGGCCCACCGUUAUACCAGAUCUGAAAAUGAGGCGUGCGAGGGAGGGUCGGCCGAGGUCUACUCGCAUACGCACCAACAUGGAUGAUGCAAAUCCGAACCGGCCAAAGAGAUGUGGCCUCUGCAGGCAACCAGGACACACUCGUCGGAGUUGUCCGCAGGCCGGACGACCCACAGGCACAGGGGGGAAUGAAUAG
Molecule: messenger RNA, 1794 nt
Organism: Arachis ipaensis
Lineage: Eukaryota; Viridiplantae; Streptophyta; Magnoliopsida; Fabales; Fabaceae
Source: RefSeq, a predicted model, not a curated record